Messenger RNA from Pungitius pungitius (ninespine stickleback), 1098 nucleotides. RefSeq names its product beta-1,3-galactosyltransferase 9. Gene Ontology annotation, molecular function: hexosyltransferase activity. The record is from RefSeq and is a predicted model, not a curated record. The transcript has a single exon. Gene Ontology annotation, cellular component: Golgi membrane. The annotation marks the transcript as partial. Lineage: Eukaryota; Metazoa; Chordata; Actinopteri; Perciformes; Gasterosteidae.
GUACUCCAGUGCUCUCCGUGCAAGUUGCGAACCCACCAGUGGUGUUUCCUCUUCUUCAACGUCGUCCUCUUCCAUGCCUUGUUGUUUGGGGCGGACAUUGUCGAGGAGUAUCUCCUGCAGCCCACGCCUCGGGUCUACACCGAUGCCAUAGUUGUUGAUGUAAGAGAGAGAGCAAGGAAACUAGAUCUGAGCAGCGCCAGGGAGAACAUUUCCCACGAGUACCCACUGACUAACCCCAAUGCCUGCAGAAACGCCAACCUCUUCCUCCUCGCUCUGGUCUUCAGCUCCACAGCUAAUGUCACUCAAAGAGAUGCAGUGAGGAAGACAUGGGCCAACCAAACACUCAUACAAGGCUUCCCAGUUCGGAUACUGUUCUUCCUUGGAUCAACUGACACUUCCGCUGCGCAACAGGCCCUCAUGAUAGAGUCUGACCGCCAUGGGGACAUGAUCCAAGGUCACUCUGUGGCCGACUCGCCUCUCCGUGGCCCAACAGAAAUGACAGUGUUGGCCCUCCGCUGGGUGAUCACCUUCUGUCCCGUGGCGCGCUUUGUCCUGCUGACCAAGGACUCCGUGUUUGUGAACCUCCCGGCCAUCGGAGGCUACCUACUCGGGCUGCACCGGCACCCAGAGGACUUUUAUUUAGGAAGGGUGAUCCAGAGAGAAUCCCCUGACAGGCGCCCCAAUAGUCCUGGCUACCUGCCGGCAGCACGCUACCCCGAUAAGUACCUACCUGAAUACUGUGAUGGAAUGGCUUACGUUUUAUCCCAGGAUGUGGUCAGAAAAGUGUACGUGGCGUCUGCAGCGGUCCAUGCACUUGUGCCGGCGGAUGUUUUUGUGGGCCUUUGUGCCCAGAAGGCCGGCGUCACACCAAAACACAGCUCCAGGUUCUCAGGAGAGAAACAUAUCCGCUACAACGCCUGCUGUUACCGGUAUUUGUUCAGCUCGGCAGCGAUGGAAAGCCACGAUCUAGAAAGAGUGUGGGCAGACCUGGGGCAGAAGGGUGGAAGAUGCUCCCUGUUACAGACCUACUCUGGCCUGUUGAUCUGCAAGACUCUCACAUACCUGGAUAAACUAUCUUUUUUCAACUCCAAAGGAUGA